GCUCAGCAACUUUGCCGUGAGGCUAUCAUCUGGCAAUAUUUGGCACAUCAGAAUAUUUUACCGUUCCUGGGUGUGGAAUGCGACUUGUAUCCGAACCAGUGGUGCUUAGUAUCUCUCUGGAUGGACAACAAGGACAUUGUCAGGUAUCUGCGGGGACGUCAGCCGCCAGCGGACAUCCAUGUUCUUUAUGAAGUCGCUCAGGGUUUAGCUUACCUACACUGGGAAAAUCUCGUACACGGAGACUUGAAAGGGAUGAAUAUCCUGAUCGACGAACAUCACCACGUCCGUCUCGCGGACUUCGGCCUUUCCACUUUCGCUGAAACCACGCGCGGUGCUAACGCAACCACCUCGAGUGGUCCCCGCGGAAGUAUGCCGUUUAUGGCGCCGGAACUCCACAACCCCACUAAAUUUGGCUUUGACCACUUUCAACGUACUCGGAGCACGGACAUCUACGCAUUUGGAUGCGUUUGCUACGAGAUCUACACAGGCUAUUCUCCCUGGUACAAGGAGCUUGGCAACAACGAAGGCGCCAUCAUCAACGCUGUCAUGAACGGCAUGCAGCCGUCCAGGCCCUCUCCAGAUGAAUGCUCGGGCAAGCGGAUUGACGAUGAGUUGUGGAAGUUGAUGCAGCGCUGCUGGGCUCCCUACUAUGACAGACCGGACAUAAGGACUAUCGCUCACAUCUUUGCCAGAAAGCAGCAGCCGAUGGUGCGUAGUUUACUCCUGUAA
Molecule: messenger RNA, 729 nt
Organism: Gloeophyllum trabeum ATCC 11539
Lineage: Eukaryota; Fungi; Basidiomycota; Agaricomycetes; Gloeophyllales; Gloeophyllaceae
Product: kinase-like protein
Exons: 4
Biological process (GO): protein phosphorylation
Molecular function (GO): protein kinase activity; ATP binding
Source: RefSeq, a predicted model, not a curated record